GGUAGCGCUGAAGGGAGGAGUGUGGAAAAACGGAGGAAAGGAGAGAAAGGGAGUGCCUGGGCAGCACUGCAACAGCUGCAGCUGCAGCAGCGUGUCAGGAGGAGAAGAGGAAGAGCAGGAGAAGAAGAAGAAAAAGAAGGCUGCAGGAUUGCCUUAAAGGAAGCAUUUUCUGUUGCUUCUUGCACAAGGAAAAAGAUUUGAUAAGGAAGCCGGUUCCCUCCCCUGCUGAUGCUUUUUCCUAUGGUCUCAUGAAGGAGGAAUGCUUGGAAAUACUGUGAAAGGCUGAGAAGGAGAUUUGAAGAUGGACCGGACGGAUAGCACAAAGGCAUACGGCCAAGCAGAUGGCAAAGGAGUUGGUAUGGCAGCUAAGAGGGCCAAGUCUGGAGUGCCCCAGAGCACACCACGAGGUGAACUGAAGGUUUACCGGGCUGGUAGUUCUGAUGGCAGGAUACCAGUAUCCUCCAGUCUCCGCAAGCAGAGGUCCAUGACAAACUUGGCUGUACUCACUGAUGCAGAGAAGAAGUUGCACCUUUAUGAACCCAAGUGGUGCGAUGACAUGUCCAAGCCUGGAGCGGGGCAGGUUAAGAUGGGCAAGCCAAAGACAGCAGGGGGUGGCAGCAGCGCCGGUGGGGGUGCGCCUCUCUCUCGAAACCUUUCCAAAUCGGAACAUUCGCUGUUCCAGGGCAAACCCAAGCCCUUCAGCCCUCUGGCUGCCCCCUCUGCCCUGAGCAAGCAGAGCCGAAUACCUCGUGGUCCGUAUGCCGAGGUAAAGCCCCUGAGCAAGGCACCUGAGGACGGGAAGUCAGACGACGAAAUCCUCUCCAGCAAGGCGAAGGCUAAUGCUAAGAAGCAGUGUGCAGGAGCAGAGUCUGGAUCCAAAGGCCAGGGGGAGGAAGGGGGAGACAAGCCCUUCCUGAAGGUGGACCCAGAGCUGGUGGUGACGGUGCUGGGCGAUCUGGAGCAGCUUCUCUUUAGCCAGAUGCUGGACCCCGAGUCACAGAGGAAACGGACCGUGCAGAAUGUGCUUGACCUUCGUCAGAAUUUGGAGGACACAAUGUCGAGCCUGCGGGGCUCCCAACUCAGCCAUAGCUGUUUGGACAGCAGUAAUGUGGGCUAUGACAGCGACGAGACCAACGCUCGCAGCAUUUCCAGCAUGUCCAACCGCUCGUCCCCACUCUCCUGGCGCCAUGGGCAGUCCAGCCCUCGUCUCCAAGCUGGUGACGCCCCGUCCUCCACAGGCGUAGGAUACCAGGGGAGUAAGACUGGUACCCAGUACACAGCCAAUACCAUGCCAGCUCGUUGCUCCAGCCGCCUCAACAGCACGUCACGCAUUGAGCUAAUCGAAGGGUUGGACGACACGGAGCUCAAGUCUGGUUACCUGAGUGACAGCGACCUUCUUGGAAAGAGCCUGCCAGACGAUGACGAUGAUAACCUGGCUAAUGGUUGGGACGAGAGCAGCUCCAUCAGCAGUGGGCUCAGUGACGGCGAAGGCGAUGGCUCAGAGAACCUCAGUUCAGAGGAGUUCAACGUCAGCUCCUCCCUGAACUCCCUCCCGAGCACUCCGCUGGGAUCCAGACGCAACUCUUCUGCUAUGCUCCGCACUGAUGCAGAGAAGCGCUCCCUGGUGGAAAGUGGACUUUCUUGGUACAGUGAGGAUGGAAAGGCCUGCCAUAAGCUCGAUGGCAGCAGUUUUGACACGGGUAGUCUAAAGACGGAGGCCCCAAGCAAGUGGAGGAAGAAGCCCCCGAGUCUCAGUGAAGAUUUUGGCUGUAAAGGCGAGCUGAAGAAACCUCAGAGUUUGGGUCAACCGGGAAGUUUCAAGAAGGCUCGUAAUCCUCCGAUAGGCGUGACCUCCCCCAUCACACAUACCUCUCAGAGCACUUUGAAAGUUGCAGCACCCAAAAGUGAGAAGCCCCUGGAUAAGUCCAAGAUUUCCAUCAAAACUGCUGGUCUGCAGCGUUCUCGUUCAGACGCUGGCAGGGAUCACCAUGGCGAACAUCGCAAGCCCCCGUCAGGUCUAGUUAAACCCACUGCUGGAGCUUCAUAUCUUUACAAGAAACCACCAACUGCCACUGGUACCGCCACUCUGAUGACAGCAGGGGGAGCCACCAUCUCAAGCGGCUCUGCUACUUUGGGGAAAACCCCCAAGUCAUCUGGCAUCCCUGUGAAGCCUGUGGGAGGAGGACCACCCUCGGGUCGAAAGAACAGUUUCGAUGCCAGCAGCGAGCAGGGCUUUUUGGGGCCAAGUGCCCGGAACAGCAUUCAGUACCGCAGCCUGCCUCGACCAGCCAAAUCAAGCACGCUCAGUGUGAUUGGUCGGCCCUCAUCUCGGCCUGCCAGCGGUACCAUUGACCCCAGCAUGUUGACUUUUAAACCUGUCCCCAUAGCCUCCACAUGCCCCAGGGUUAAAGAACCGAGUAGCAGUAAGAUGGCCAAUCGAGGAAGCACUGGCCCAGUGAACCAGACAGACAGAGAGAAGGAGAAGGAGAGGGCCAAGGCCAAGGCUGUGGGUGCUGACAUGGACUGUGGUUCUCUGAAAAGAGAGGAGAGUCGGUCCACAGGAGAGUCGUCUCUGAAACUUCACGGCCUGAGACGGACCAGCAGCAGCAAAUACCCUGAACUGUCAUCUCCCACCACACCAAGGAUGCUGAACACUAAGUCUCUGGGUCGUCCUCCAAGCUUGGCUCAUCUGGACAAGGUCAACUCCAACAGUCUUGACUCCUGUGUGACCAUCCAAGACCUCCCUCCCAAAGUCCCCCCAUACUCCAAGCUACAGGACUUGGCAGGUUCCCACACCUCCUCCCGCCUCACCCCCAGCCCAGCGCCUGUGCUCCACAUCGAUUCCCCAGGCUCUUACACCAGUGAAAGCCUGAGUCUGAGCGGAUCCCCGCUGCUCUACCCCAAGCUGACCGGCAUGCACCGCAGCAUGGAGUCCCUGCCCCUGCAGAUGAGCGUGCCUUCUAGUGCCAGGUUUGUCAAACAUGAGUCACAUAACAAUGAAGAGAGGGGUACAGGAACCUGGGGAGCAGGAAGCAGGACAUCACUCAACCUACCAGAUAGCUUGCAAACAGACAGAAAUACCUUACCGAAGAAAGGCCUAGAACGCUAUGGCUCAAGCCUGUCAGAUAGUGAUGGAAGCAAACCGGGAAGACGCCACUCCCACACCAUAAUGAGCAUGACAGAGAGCGAUAGCCCCCCUCAGCUGCCUUCUCCCACCCGCCACCUCCUCCCCUCCUCUGGCAAGGCUCCUCUCACCAACGUGGUUGCCCCAAUUUCCAGUGGCACCCCGAGGAUAUCACGCUCAAACAGCAUCGGCCCCCCUAGUGAGUCUGCCUGCGAUCUGUAUGGAUCCUCCCCCCUGGGCAGCAGUAUGUCCCUGGCUGACCGGCCAAAAAGCAUGAUGCGCUGCGGGUCCUUCCGAGAACAAGGGGACGAUGUGCAUGGCUCUGUGCUCUCUUUGGCGUCCAAUGCUUCAUCCAACUAUUCAGCGAGUGAGGAGCGGAUACAAGGAGAGCAAAUCCGCAAGUUGAGACGAGAGCUGGAAUCCUCCCAGGAAAAAGUUGCAGACUUGACCAUGCAGCUUUCUGCCAAUCUAGGCCAGGCUAAUCUGGUAGCAGCAUUCGAGCAGAGUCUGGCGCUGAUGACGGCACGCCUGCAGAACCUGUCAGUCUCCUCAGAGACUAAGGACUCCGAACUCAAUGACCUGAAAGACACCAUCGAAAUCCUGAAAGUCAAGAACACAGAGGCCCAAGAAAUCAUACAUGUUGCCCUUAGUAAUCCGGACAUGACACCUAAAGGAGAAGAACCGCUGAUCAAUCGCCAGAACUCGUCAGAAAGCAUCUCCAGCCUGGCCAGCACCACCAGUCACUCCAGUAUGGGGAGUCUCAAAGAGCAGGAGGCCAAGAAGAAAAAGAAGAAGGGCUGGGUCUUUGAGUUACGCAGCUCCUUCAACAAGGCGUUCAGUAAGAAAGGUUCCAAACCAUCAGGGCCGUAUGCUGAUAUUGAGGAGAUUUCCACCCCAGAAUCCUCUGCACCUUCCUCACCCAAAGUCCACCAUGAUGGAGCGUACCCUUCCUCUUCACUCAAAUCUUCAAACUCCGCAACAUCAGCAGGACUCAGCGAAGGAGGUGAGGUGGAGGAUGAUAAGGUCGUAACAGAGUUGCGUUCAGAGCUGUGGGAGAAGGAGCGUAAACUGACAGACAUUCGCCUGGAGGCUCUGAGCUCAGCCCAUCACCUGGAGCAGCUGCAGGAGGCCAUGACCAGCAUGCAGAGGACAGUGGAGAACCUGAAGGCUGAGAACGACCAGCUGAAGACGGGCAGUCUGUCCCCCUGUCCCUCUCCUGGACCCUCCAGCUCCGUCUCACAGUCCUCAGGUCUUACUGCUCUGGGCGGUACAUCACCUCGGCAGUCAGUAGCCAUGCACAUGCCCAAAAGCUUCAGCAGAGGGCUGAGUGAGGGGAGCAGCUCAGACGUCCAUUCUGCAGAUUCUCUCAGUCUUUCCUCGCAGAGGGACGAUCACCGCGUUCGAGUGGUGGUUUGUGUUGCAGAUUUACGUGUCUUUAAAGAACAGGAGGUAAAGCAGCAGGACUUCUUCAUGGGCACAGUCCGAGUGAACGGCAGGAUGGACUGGCCCAUGUUGGACUCAGCUGUCAGCCAGGCCUUCAAGGUGUAUGUAGCAAAGGUGGACCCCACUUCCAGUCUGGGCCUGUCUACAGACUCCAUCUACAGCUACAGUAUGGGCCACAUUAAGAGAGUGCUGGGAGGAGAAGCUCCGGAGACACAGCCCUCUCGCUGCAUGUCCAGAGGCCCCAGUAGCAUCACGGUGGCCCUGAAAGGUUUGAAGGAGAAGUGUGUGGACAACCUGGUAUUUGAAACCCUCAUUCCUAAACCAAUGAUGCAGCACUACAUCAGUCUGCUCCUAAAACAUCGCCGCCUCGUCCUGUCUGGACCGAGCGGGACCGGUAAGAGCUACUUGGCUUCACGGCUUGCUGAGUACCUGGUGGACCGCAGCGCCCGAGAGGUCACUGAAGGCAUCGUGGUUACUUUCAACAUGCACCGCCAGUCCUGCAAGGAUCUGCAGCUUUAUCUUUCCAACCUGGCCAAUCAAAUUGAUCGGGAAACCAGCAUGUCGGAGAUCCCGCUGGUGGUUAUUCUGGAUGAUAUUCAUGAAACUGCUUCAAUCAGUGAACUUGUAAAUGGUGCUCUCACCUGCAAAUACCACAAAUGUCCUUACAUCAUUGGAACAAGCAAUCAGCAAGUGAAGAUGAUUGGAAACCACGGCCUCCACCUCAGCUUCAGGAUGGUGACGUUCUCCAACAACGUGGAGCCAGCCAACGGCUUCCUGGUGCGUUAUCUUCACAGGAAAAUGAUGGAGUCAGAGGAUGAAAGAAACCUAACCAACGAGGACCUGAUCAGGGUGUUGGACUGGGUGCCCAAACUGUGGUAUCAUCUGCACGCCUUCCUGGAGAAGCACAGCACGUCGGACUUCCUCAUUGGCCCCUGCUUCUUCCUGUCCUGUCCUGUCACGGUGGAUGAGUUUCGAUCAUGGUUCAUUGACCUCUGGAACCACUCGAUUAUACCGUACCUGCAAGAGGGAGCCAAAGACGGCAUCAAGGUUCACGGCCAGAAGGCGGUAUGGGAGGACCCGGUGGAGUGGGUGAGGGGCACCCUGCCUUGGCCGUCUGCCCAGCAGGACCAGGCCAAGCUUUUCCACCUCCCUCCCCCCAGCAUUGGCUCCAGCAGCCCCGGUCAGUUCUGCGAGGAGCGGCCUCACAAGGAAACUCCACCCAGCUCCAUGGAAUCUGAUCCACUGAUGGCAAUGCUUUUGAAACUUCAAGAGGCUGCCAAUUACAUUGAAUCCCCAGACAAAGAAGACCCCAGCCUGCCUAAACUUUGAACACAAAGCUUACACUUAACACGAAGCACUUCAUCUGUUAUUGUUUCAAUGUAAUGACACAGUGCUCAUUCAGGAACAAAUGAACCCUAAGAAAUGGUUAUAGGGGGAUUUAAACUGUCAUUCCCACAAUACAGUAGGUUUAACGUAACAAACACUAUUUAAAAUAGGACUGUUUACAAAUGUUAAAUGAAAAGAUAUAUGCUAUAAAUGUACUCUAUAUUUGACUGGAUGAUAUUCAUUUCACUUCCCUUUUACCCGCCACUUAGCCCUCCGUUCUCCGGUGCUAACAGAUCACUUCCAAACUCAUUCUAGCACUUAACAAUUCAGGGGAUUUCUGCAACAGCACAAGCAGUCCUUUCCUGUUUUGCGCUCAAGUGCAUUAUGGGAUAUGGAGUGCUUGUCAAAAGGAACUACUUGCAAUUAUUGUGUCUGGUUUUUUUGAAAAGAGUAUGACAGCAUCAUAUAAGCUACUGUGUAUCCCAAAAGUCUUUAGUACAUAUCUACUGUAAAGUCUUCAAAGGCCAAAUCUUACACAUAUGCAACCCUGAACUUUACAACACGAGCAGGUCAAAACAAAGAAAUGCCUUAAAAACAGACGUCAGUGUCACUUCAACUUCAGCAGAGAAUAGCAGGUGCUUUCAUCUUUUAUCAUCUUCCACUCAACCAAUCACAAAUCAGCUAUUUCAUCAACUCUGUACAUUACUUAUAUUACCUUACCUUUUAUUUACAAUAUGAAGUGCUACAUUAUUCUUUGAUAACUUGGUGGUACACAUUUCCACACACUAUCCAUCUUUUAAAUAAUUAUCACGGCUUAAAAAGUGGAACUUGCUGUCAUACUCUUUCGCAUAAAACGACGACUUAUUGCUGGUGAGGAGUUCAUCACUCUCUGGCUGCACGGCACCCUCUUCUCCGAGCACUUGAUUUGAGCUGCUUCAUGUCAAACGAGCAGCGUCACCAGUGUUGCCAUGUAUAUCAGGUAUUAGAUACACAGGGAUAAUAUAACAUAACAAAACACCAGUAAAGAUUUAACACAUUCAGUCAAUGCUUUUAAAUUAAAGUCAUUACUGUUUUUUUUUUCUACGGCAACUAUCGAGGAAAGAGCACAUUUGUUUUCAAUCUUUCCCCCUCCAUAUUCAGAGUACUUAUUGUAAAUAUAAUGUACAUACAAUCGGGCUACAUCACAGUUAUUUUAUCUCUAUAUGUUGGUGCAAAUAUCUGAAAUACUGAACCAAAUACUGUUCUUUAAUCAUGCAUAUUGACUGUCAAGUUAGGAGUUUCAGCUAUGAAUGUAUAGAAAACGGUUCAAGUACAAGGUUUAACAGUAUGAAUCAUCUAGAGGGUGCUUUUAAAGAAGCCUUAUCACAACGCAAAACACUUUCAAAAAUGGCUGAGUAGAGUGACUUAAAAGCUACCUUUGCAUAUUUCAUUCACAAACAGAAUUAAAGAUUUCUUUAUUAAUGCCACUCAUGCUUAAUCCUCAUCUAGGUCCUAACGGUGCUCUUAAACGUGUAGAAUGAACAUCAUGUAGACUUUCAGGGUAGCUUAGUAAAGAUGUGACGAAUAGAUCUGGAAGAUACAUUCUGAUACUUUUAGGACGUGUUGUUGAAGAAGUGUUGAAGACAGUGAAGUCAGUGUGACACAUUGUAUGGUGUUCGCCCAUGUUGAUGUCGUACAGUACUCAUAUUUGGGAAGCAUUCAGGUACACAUCACAAAAACAAACUGAUAGUAGAGACGAGAGUAAAAAGCUGAAGAUAAAAAACCCUUUUUAAGUUACUUUGUGUACGUUUUUGUAAAGAAUCCCUCAUGGAGUAAAUGAAUAAGCACAUGUAAGUGCAAGUGGUGUCCACAUUUUCCACCUCUUCAUCCCAAGCUGUGUCAUAGUUCAGGUGCUCAGAUCAAACUUCACAUGUACAUAAGUCCUGUAAAUGAAUGUUAGACCACUCUAAUGACAGCUUGAUAAGAAAGUGUCACUAUUUGUAAUUGUAUCCGAGCUGCUUCUUGCUGUUAUCGCACUCGUUGCAUCUGCCAGGUAUCAAAACUAACUUGCAGCUCUGAUUGGUCUGUAAACUCAAAAAGAUGGAAUGAAUUAAAGACGAUAAAGAGCAAAAAAAAAAAAAAGAUGUUAAUGGCUGACGACCCUGCUCCCGUGCUGAUUGAGCAAAUGUAAAUAUUACCGGUGUUAGACAGUAUUACCGUCCACUUCCUGGUCUGAUUCUGCAGGUUAACAAACGCCAUCAUCUCCAGCUUCUCAUCUCAUCCUCUGGUUGUUGUGCCUGUUGCUCUGUAGUAGCUGUGAUUUGUGUUUGCUUACUAGUGUACCGAGACUAUGCAGCAACUUCUACUGGUGUUGGCAAUCAACAAAUUUAUAAACUUUGCAAAAUGAUACAGUGUUUUUCAUACGGGCUCCUUUUUUUUAAGUAUUGAUUUGGAUCAAAUCACAGAAUCAAAGUGCAAAAUAUUUGUUUUUAGGAGGUGAUGCUGAGUCUUAAAGAGAGGAGGUGUUGCAAUGAAUACAGGGUUAAUAGAUGUAGUAAGAAAACAAAAGGUAAUUGGAAGCUUUUCUAUGUGUUAUGUCCUUUUGAAUGGCAUCAAAAAUAAAAUAUCUUAACGUUUAAAAGGUCAAAAGACGAUAAACGAACAAAAAAAGGGUUAAACCUCAAGUGAUAGUUGGCAAGAGUUGGCAUUUCAUUGUUUAGUAGUCAAAUUUACAUAGAAUCAAACCAGGCCAGGUUGCUGAAUAGUCAUAUUUUUUGCAAAGCUUGUGGACUAAACAAAGAGUUUAAAAAAAGUGAUGCGGUAUAUAAUGUCACUGCCGUGCAAAUGUUAAGGGUUUCUACGUGUUGUACAUGCAUGUAAACUUGCUAUGUGAUGAGAAAACAAAACAAAGUAUUGGUUAGGGAAAUCAUUCCACAUGAUGUUUUCCUUUUUUAAUACUCAAAAUGUUUGAUAUUUCUUUUUCCUUUUUUUUUUUCUAAAGAAUCCUUUGUAAAACUUCCUUUCUCUAUUUUGUACAGGACAUCAUUGUAAAGAUUGUAAAUAGGUCAGCAUUCUGGAUGCGGCAACAAUCAUUUAAGAGGGUAGAGAAUCAUCCUUGACAGAAAAGGUAUAUUUCUUGGGAGGUUGGUCCAGUAAUUGGAUAAGGCGUGUUUCUGAAGGCUUUCAUCCACCUAUCACUGGUUGUUUGGAAUCAAUAAAAUACAUGUUAUAUUUA
Messenger RNA from Labrus bergylta (ballan wrasse), 9107 nucleotides. The record is from RefSeq and is a predicted model, not a curated record. Lineage: Eukaryota; Metazoa; Chordata; Actinopteri; Labriformes; Labridae.